AUGUACGCGUUGUCCCGAAUGUACUUCAUUAAUUCCUUGGGUGAGAUUUGAUUAUUCAAAAAAAAACUCAGAAAAAAAUUGAGAAAAAUGCUGUUUCUGAUGUUUAACUUUUGAUUUAUUGCAGAGUUUCUGAGUUCUUGUCUUUCGACCAAGUGUGUCAACGGGGGGAUCUGCGCCAACGUAACAGGAGGCCAUCGUUGCGAAUGUGCGGCUCCCUAUCACGGUCCCUUCUGCCAAUGUCAGUUUUUUGAAGUGUUCAGAAACGAAAAAUUUGGGAACAUUCCUAAUAAUCUUUGGGGGUACCGAUCCAAAAAAUAUCUGAAAAUAACUGCUUUAUCGAGAUAAUUUACAUCGUUUUUAUUCUAAUCCUAUUAUUCCAGUUGAUGGCAAUGAGCACACAUACGAGUGGAGUUCGAUCGAAGUGACAGUUUUCCUAUUUGUCAUCGUGAUGGUUUUAUGUGCUGUGGCAGUCGUUUGUUGCGCGUAAGUUCAAUUAAAUUUCAAAAAUAUUCAAGAUUUUUCUGACCGUUUUUUUUUUCGCCAUGGAAAAUUCUUCUGGCAGCUUAGAUUAGUAAAAUGUUUCGCCAUUUUUCUUCGAAAAUUUUUUUUUAACACCGAAAAUCCGUAGAAUGGAAGUUCGAGGUAGAAUAAUGAAAAAAUCAUUUUUGGUCAAAAAUUCAAACUUGAAAAAAUGAUUCCAGAAGAUGCGUGAACAUUCAUCAGAAUAUUUUUUUAUUCGAUUCAAUUCAAGUCAACUCAGAGUUUUUUUCAGUUCUUCUUCACGGAUGGGAUUUUAUAUCAGUGUCCCCAACAAACUUUACAACAGGUUUUGGAAAAAAUGGUCAAGUCUCAACAUUUUUUUUCCAUUUUCAGAUGGGAAGAAGAAGAAGAGUUGUGCGACGAAAGUGAGCCAGGAGAGUACCUACCCAUGGCUAACGUUAAUAAGUACGGGGUGGUUACUUUUCAAGUUCAUCUUCAUUUUCAGAGGGAUCGUGACGUCACGAACACGGGAAACAGUUAUUGACGAUUAUGAGGAAUCUUCGAUCCUGCAACUUUGA
Messenger RNA from Caenorhabditis auriculariae, 1058 nucleotides. NCBI's taxonomy places the organism in Eukaryota, Metazoa, Nematoda, Chromadorea, Rhabditida, Rhabditidae. The record is from the annotation of a GenBank genome assembly.